Molecule: messenger RNA, 2394 nt
Organism: Mercenaria mercenaria
Lineage: Eukaryota; Metazoa; Mollusca; Bivalvia; Venerida; Veneridae
Exons: 5
Source: RefSeq, a predicted model, not a curated record
AGGUAUGUCCCUGAAGAAGAACUUCCAGACAGUAGAUCAGUAAAGUAUUUCCUUUCAGAAAUUUCUGAUGUGGCAAAAAUUGAAAAUGAGUUGACACUUGACGAGGUUAAUAGUAAACUAACUCCCUUGGAAGAAAUGUCUGAUGAUCAUCAAGCAUUGGAGAAACCAGUAGAAAGAGAACAGAUUGAGAGAACAGAACCAGUUCAAGAAACAGGAAGUACUCAGAACCUUACUGAAAUGAAGAAGGAACAGUUUGCACCAAGAACAAAGAUUCUUGCAGAUGAUGAGUCAUUAGAGAAGGACCCUAGAGGCAGCCUGGAACGUUUUGGAAGUUACUCGAUCCUGGAUGUGAAUGUGGAACAUGCAGUGGGAAAAACGUUUGGCACAUUUUUGUCAAAUCAGCCAGAUAAACAGCGUGCAGCGGAAGAGGAAGCAGCUUUUGAAGCUGUUAUACUCUCUCCUCAUUUUGCGUACCAGGUGACAGGAAGAAGCACUGAAGAAAGUCAGGUUGCCAGGUCAUUACUAGAAGGAUCUUUGCAAGAUUAUUUCUCAAAAUCAACAAAUGACAGCUCAAAGAGAGUUAAAAACAAUUUAGCCACUUUAGCUCCUCAAACACCACACCUCCCAGUCAUUGUCUCAGAAAAUCAUUUUAUUCAAACAAAGCUGCAAUCACCACAUUUGCAUUUCUCCUGGAAGGUGCCAUCUGUUUCUGCAACGGUGUCCCCUGUUCCUCCAAAUCCUGAAACAAACCCCUAUGAUCCAGCCCUUUUACAAACUCAAGUACAGCAAGACAUGCUUGUGCCAACUGAGAACUCUCAGAUUGAUGGGUUUUCCCCAAAUUAUCCAAACAAGGUUAUCACUGAACAAAAAAGACUUAGUGGAGUUUUAGAUUCCAGUCCUGCUCAGACAGGAUGUGGAAAUCCACAAGUUCCUCUACACAUGGGUCAACAGUUGUAUUCUAGUUCUGGUCAGAACUCAAAGCCUCUGGAUGGAUUUGCUAAUAUUUCAUCCAGACUCCCACCAGAUAAGCCUCAAUGCUCUCCAUCUGUUAGAUGUAGCCUGAAAAUGAAACUGAAAAAGCAUAGUACAGGUGAAAGACACCAGCCUUACACAUUAGAUAAAAAAAGUAAUAAUGAUUUGUUGCCAAAUCUGGAUGAGAUUCAUACUCCUUUCUAACCUCUGUGAGGUAAUGGCAACCAUUUGUAGUCAAUGGCAACCUUUCUGAGUCAAUGAAAACCUUUCUGGAUUAUAAUCAUUUAUUUUUUAAUUAGAUGUAACAGCAACCUUUCCAACCUUUCAGGAUGAUGGCAAUCUUUCGAAUCAUUAGCAAUCUUUGUGAGUAAAUGGCAACCUUUAUGAGGCAUUGGUAACCAUUUUAACCUUUCUGAUCAAUGGCAAAACCUUUCUGACCUUUGUUUAAAGUUCCUGUUUUAAACUGAUUUUUUUUGGUGAGAAGUAGACCUUUUGUCUGUUAGAUAUAUUGAACAGAAAAAAACAAACAGUUGAAGCUGAAUGCAGAGCAUCAGUAAAAAUACUGUAAAAUGCUUUUCUAUCAAAAACUGUUUUUGUUACUACUUUUGCUGUUUUAUUGAAAAGGAGCGUAACAUACAUUUUGCAGAAAUGGACAAAAACGCAUAUUUUUAGUUAUAAAUGAAUUAAAAACUAUAAAUACAUAUAUAAAAGUGAUGAGUAACAAAAAAAAUACUUAAUGUCACUAAAAUGCAAGUUUUUCAAAAUAUUUACAUUCACUUUGUAUUUUGUGUGGAUAGAAAAAGCAUUUUUUUUCCGUAUAAACAACAUUGGACGGUCCUUUCUGCAAGACUGCACAUGCAAUCUGACAUCAUUUACAAAAAAACAUGAAUAAAAUGUCGUCAUUAGAAAAAUUCUUCCAAAAUUUGAGGCCAACAUUUCAAAAAGAACAAUAAACUAUAGCUUACCUACUUUUUCUGAUGUUAAACAUCAAAACUGAAUCAAGAGGACUGUAUGAAUUUUCAAUGGAUUUAAUAUUAUAAUUUUUUUUUUCAAAAAUUGUAUUUUCAUAGCAUGGCAAAUUACAACUAAAUGUGGGCAAAAAGAUCAAUAUCCUAGCCCUAUUCAUGGAAGAAGUCCCGAAUUAACGCACAAAGAAAUAGCAUUUUAUUCUUAAAUAUUUUAUUUUGAAUCAUGGCAGCAUAUAAACACAUUUGCCUUUAAAUCAUCUUCAAAAUAAAUUAUACUGAUAGAAUUUUCAUUUCAUUGUUAGUGAAUUUAAUGGAAUAUCAUUACAAACUUAAUUGUGAUUAUAUCUCAUUGAUUUACCGCAAAUUAUCAAUGAAACAUUUUAACAUGUGCUGUUAAUGAUGUUAAAUAAAUAAAUAUAUAUAUAUUCAUGAAAAAGACCACGGUACGGGUGGA